Thrips palmi is the source of this 595-nucleotide messenger RNA. RefSeq names its product heat shock factor-binding protein 1. Gene Ontology annotation, molecular function: transcription corepressor activity. The transcript is spliced from 3 exons. The coding region runs from base 186 to 443 and encodes 85 amino acids. Gene Ontology annotation, biological process: cellular heat acclimation. NCBI's taxonomy places the organism in Eukaryota, Metazoa, Arthropoda, Insecta, Thysanoptera, Thripidae. The record is from RefSeq and is a predicted model, not a curated record. Gene Ontology annotation, cellular component: cytosol; nucleus.
GUCUGGAGAGGUUCCGUGUCCACGGUGUCCCGCUCCGUCUCUGCGCUUCCGUUUGAACGUACCGUUUGCUCCCGCCGCAGGCCGCGCCGCGCGCCUUCCCAGCUUCCGCCUCCGGCGCGCCCGAACCGGAUAACCUAACCUCGUCCUCGGCUUCUGCUGGGCUGUUUGUUUUCGUUGGAAAAGCCAUGGCAGAUAUGCAGGAAAAUAUCAAGUCUGGCCAGGACCAGCAUAACUGCGCAGUGAGUAGUAGCGCUGAUCCUAAAAACAUGCAGGAAUUGACGACCUAUGUUCAGACCCUCCUCCAAGGAAUGCAAGAUAAGUUCCAGACUAUGUCGGACCAAAUCAUCACAAGAAUAGAUGAAAUGGGUACGAGAAUAGAUGACCUGGAGAAGAACAUUGCAGAUCUAAUGACUCAAGCUGGUGUUGACGGCCCUGAGAAAUAAUGUUUCUGAAUCUUGAAAACACUUUCUUUUUAUGAUAUUUUUCAUUUAUUUUGUAAUAGAUUUGAUUUGCAUUCCUCUUUUGCUGAAACGUUACACAUCAACAUUUAUCAAGAUGUAUUAAAAAUAAACAAGUGGGCAUAGAUAACGGUUAA